Molecule: messenger RNA, 7068 nt
Organism: Musa acuminata AAA Group (dessert banana)
Lineage: Eukaryota; Viridiplantae; Streptophyta; Magnoliopsida; Zingiberales; Musaceae
Product: SCAR-like protein 1
Exons: 11
Coding region: 411-6845 (2144 amino acids)
Biological process (GO): positive regulation of Arp2/3 complex-mediated actin nucleation; actin cytoskeleton organization
Cellular component (GO): cytoskeleton
Molecular function (GO): Arp2/3 complex binding; actin binding; protein kinase A regulatory subunit binding
Source: RefSeq, a predicted model, not a curated record
AAAUGGUGUCGAGUUUUCUUUCUUUUUCAGAUUAAAAGAAAACACAAAAACAGUAGGCGUCUGUCUUUUCCGAAAAUGGGGUAUUGGGGGUUCUCACACUCCGCUCGUACCCUCCCAUUUCCACUGUGAAUCUUCCUUCCCUUAAAUGCCUCCCCACCUCCCCCCCGCGGCAGAAAAGAAAACCAAAAAGGGCCGGCGGAAGGGACAAUAAAGAAGAAAGGGAAGUCUCACGCACUCCCACUCCCUCGCCGUCUCCGCCUGCUGCGUUCCAGGAACUCGGUAGCAGACGAGGCGCUCCCAUGGAGGAAAUGAGGCAGCGGGGAGACUAGAGGAGGGAGAAGGGCGCCGUCUUGGGUUUUCAGGUUGGGGCCUCCUUCUGUUGCUUCGUUCUUGGUGGGGGUUCCGGCGACAUGCCGACCGUUCGAUACCUGAUACGGAACGAGUACGGGUUGGCGGAUCCAGAGCUCCACCGAGCCGCCGACAAGGAUGAUCCCGAGGCCAUCCUCGAAGGGGUGGCCAUGGCCGGCCUCGUCGGCGUACUUCGUCAGCUCGGGGAUCUUGCAGAGUUUGCUGCAGAAAUAUUUCGUGACUUGCAUGAAGAAAUUAUGGGAACUGCAGCUAGAAGUCAUGGUUUGACACUUCGCGUCCAGCAGCUUGAGGCAGAGUUUCCAUCAGUUGAGAAGUCUUUUUUAUCUCAGUCUAGUCAUUCGAGUUUUGCUUACAAUGAUGGCAUUGAUUGGCGCUGUACUAUUCAAAUGGAUCAAAACCUGAUCACUCAAGGGGAUAUGCCACGGUUUAUAUUGGACUCAUAUGAAGAAUGCCGUGGACCACCUCAGCUAUUCACCCUGGAUAAAUUUGAUACUGCUGGUGCUGGUGCAUGUUUGAAAAGGUAUUCGGAUCCAUCAUUCUUUAAGAUGGAAUCAGUCUCCUCCGGCUUGUUGGAAACUUAUAUUCCAAAGGAGAAGAAAUCACGUAAGACGAGGAAGAAGGGAUCACGUUGGAGGAAUUGUCAAAGUCUUGAGUCUUUACUGUCGCCACAUGCAAAUUCCAAUUUGCAUCCAACGACUUCUGAUCAGGUUUCAAAUAAAUCUGCCACAAAAUUUAGGAGGUUGAGAUCUAGGAAUUCAAAUGGUACUAGUGGAAGCAUUGGAAUUAACCUGAGGAAGCUUCUUCUUGAACUGCAUUCAGAUAAGCAGAAAGUUGUUUAUGAUAAUUCUGGAAGUCGUUUAAACAUAAAUGUGAAUUUAGUUGAUUCAAGUGAAUUAACUUGUGAAUUGCAUGACACUGUUAUGGAUGUGUCAGCAAACCAUCCAUUAGCAAGAUAUGCAAGUCCUAUCAAGACUCCUACAAAAGAAGUGCCAGUCUUAACAACAUAUGAGUUGGAUUGUUGGAAGGAAGAAGUUGAAGAAUUGUCAGAAGCACAAUAUGAACCAUUUGGUCAAGUACAAAGUCCACAGAGGAUUUUUAACUUCAUGGAAAAAAACGAAAAGCUUGCUGAUUCUGAAAAAAAAUCAGAAGGUAGUGCCUGUGACUAUAAGCUAAGUGAUCUUGAGAAAACCACAUCUCUUCACGUUGUAGAUUAUACAUUGGUAGAGGAUGAACUUAAACUAGAAGGCAGUACUGAUGGCUACAGGAGUGAAGACAUUGGUAGUGAGCUGGAGAAUUUCAUGGAUGCCUUAAACAGCAUGGAGUCGGAAGUAGAAAUGGAUUUUGAAAAUAAAGGCAGGCCAGAUCUUGGUAUUCUGAUAAAGGAAGCCCUUGAGAUGGAUAUUGACACCAGUGAAAGACCAGAGGGGCUGCAAACUAAUAUCUUGAAACCUGGUUCUGCUGAAGUCUCCACAUUAAGGUUGAACAACAUUCAAAAGGGUGGAAUGUCAUGCGUUCCAUACUCAGAUCCAUCAAGUAAUUUAACUGAGAUGCCAGCAACUCAAGAAAAACUAAUUUCCUCAAAUUCUUCUGUGAACUCAGAACUUUGUAAUGAAACCCAUGAUGAAAAUAAAGGCAGACCAGACCUUGGUAUUCUGAGAAAGGAAGCUCAUGAGAUGGAUUUUGACAGCAGUGAGAGACCAGAGGAGAAGCAAUGUGAUAUUUCUGAACCAGAUUCUGCUGAGUUCUCCACUGUGUCAGUAAGGUUGAAUGACAUUCAAAAGAGUGGAAUGUCAAGUGAUGUGUACUCAGAUACUUUGAGUAAUUUAGCUUCAGUGUCAGCAACUCAAGAAGAAGCAGUUUCCUCAAAUUCUUCUGCAAACUCAGAACUCUGUGAUGAAACCCAUGGUGAAAAUAAAGGCGGACCAGAUCUUGAUAUUCUGAGAAAGGAAGCUCAUGAGGCAGAUUUUGACACUUGUAAGAUACCAGAGGAGAAGCAAAGCGAUAUUUCCGAACCAGAUUCUGCUGAAGUCCCCACUGUGUCAGUAAGGUUGAAUGACGUUCAAAAGAGUGGAAUGUCAAGUGAUCCGUCCCCAGAUACUUUGAGUAAUUUAGCUGUGGUAUCAGAAACUCAAGAAGUAGUUUCCUCAAAUUCUUCUGCAAAUUCAGAACUUUGUGAUGAAACCCUUGAUAAAAAUAAAGGCAGACCAGAUCCUGAUGUUCUGAGAAAGGAAGCUCAUGAGAUGGAUUAUGACACCAGUGAGAGACCAGAGGAGAAGCUAAUUGAUAUUUCUGAACCAUAUUCUGCUGAAGUCUUCACUAUGUCAGUAAGGUUGAACAACAUUCAAAAGAGUAGAAUGUCACAUGUUGCAUGCUUAGAUACCUUGAGUAACUUAGCUGUGAUGUCAGCAACUCAAGAAGAAGUUGUUUCCUCAAAUUCUUCUGCAAACUCAGAACUUUGUGAUGUAACCCACGAUGAAAAUAAAGGCAGACUCAAUCUUGAUGUUCUGAGAAAGGAAGCUCAUGAGAUGGAUUUUGAGAGACCAGAGGAGAAGCAAAGUGAUAUUUCUGAACCAGAUUCUGCUGAAGUCUCCACUAUGUCAAUAAGGUUGAACAACAUUCAAAAGAGUGGAAUGUCACGUGUUGCAUGCUUAGAUACCUCGAGUAAUUUAGCUGUGAUGUCAGCAACACAAGAAGAAGUGGUUUCCUCAAAUUCUUCUGCAGACUCAGAAAUUUGUGAUGUAACCCAUGAUGAAAAUAAAGGCAAACCAGAUCUUGAUAUUCUGAGAAAGGAAGUUCAUGAGAUGGAUUUUGACACCACUGAAAGACCAGAGGAUAUGCAAACUGAAAUUUCGGAACCAGGUUCUGCUGGCCUCUCUGCCGUGUCAGUGAACUUGAACAACAUUCCGAAGAGUGGAAUGUCAAGUAUUCCUUACCUAGAUACUUUAAGUAAUUUAGAUGAGAUGCCAGCAACUCAACCGACGGUAGUUUCCUCAAAUUCUUCUAUGAACUCAGAACUUCAUGGUGAGACCAAUGAUAAAAGCUGUGAAGAGAUUUUGCCACAUGAUGAGGUUGUCAAUUCAGCUGAACCCAAGUCUGAUGAAGCUAGCAACAGGAAGACAUUUGAUGGUUUGAAUUUAGAUAUCAAAGAUGAAUCUUGCAGUUCAUUUGUGAUUAAAUCAACUUCUAGUCUCAUUAACAUUGAUCCUAAAGAAAGUUUUGAUGCACAGCAAUUAGUUACUGCUCUCCUGAAUGAUGCUUCAGCUGGUCUUAACGCCAAAGGAACAGAUGAGACAACAAAAUGCUUGGAUGGUUCAACUUACUUGGGAAGCAAUUCUCCUGCAAAACCUCAUCAUGCAGAGCACGUGGAUGAGCCAAUUUUAAAAGACAUGAUGGAGACAUUUGAAAUGCCCAAUGAUCUUUCCUGUUCACCAAUAAGAAGUGUUUCCAUGGAUGAUUUUGGCAAUGAAUAUUCAUUGGUUACCACUGUGCCCACAGCAAAAGAGAUGCAGCAGUCGUUGGAUCAAGAUAUUGAAACUUUUGCCUCAGAAGAAGGUACAGUAACUAAUUCAGGUGGGAGCAGCUUAACAUCCAUCAUCGCCUUUGUCCCUGACACUGGCAUGGAUUUGCAGCAUCACCAAUUAGCUGCAGACACAAACAAUGGUCAGCAUCCUGAAGAAACAAACACAGAAACAUCUUUUGAUUAUAUGAAUGGAACUGAUGGUGUGGCCCAAAAUAUGAAUGGCUCAUCUGUCCAGACUAAAGAUGACAAUGUUUCUGAAAGCCUUCAUCUCACUCAUAAUCCUGUUGAGCAAAUGUCUGAAGAGAUGUCUCUGAGGCCCGACACAUCUGAUCAUCUUUCAGACACGAAGCAUGAGAGUGGUCUUGCAAAAGAUUUUGCAUGUUAUAUUGAAGUUCCCCAACAUCUUUCAAAUGUAACCAUAGGAAAGAGAACAGAUUCGAUGAAUCAAGAUGCAGAAGUAGAUUCAACUGAAACCAUUUUCUCUUCUGUUUCUGCUAUUGUUGCCAUCAAUGAUAAAGAUUGCUUGACGGAAAUGGAAAAUCUAAUUGCUGUUGAAAAUCUAUCUUAUUCAAGAUCAGAAGUUGGCUUCAAAGAUGCUGACAGAGUGGCAGAAAACAAUGUUGAAUUGCCUGAAACACGGCAACUGCAGUUGGAGUUUCUUGCUAACAAAGAGGAAUCUCAAGAGUCCCCCAGGGUUAGCUCAGCAGAGGAAACUCAAGAAUCUUCCAUAAUGAACUCAGAAGAACAGGUGCGUUGGUGUUCUGAAAGUGAAACAAUUUCUAAUAGGGUCAUGAAUUCUCCCAUGUUUUUUCUUGAUCAUUUGAAAUUUCCAAAUGAGUUUAAUCAAGACAACCCUCAGAAGAACAUUCAAGCGAUUGAACAGAUUAUUCACAUUGAUAAUGUGUCAGCUGAAAAUUUUCCGUCUAAAGAUGAAGCUAAAAGUUAUGAUCCUUCCUUGAUGUAUACUCAAGAGGCAUCUGGCCUUCGGUCACAGUUGCUAGAGGAUAGUACUACUAGUACCUCUGUUUCAUAUGGACAUCAACUAAAGACUCAUGAAAUAAAUAGUCCUAAGAAGGUGAAAAUGUUGGGUAAGGCGGACACUCUGAACAUGACAGUUACUUCAGAGGCAGGACAAUCAGCAUUAGACCCUGGUGUUUCAUGCUCUGGAAUGUCUGCUAAACAUUCAUUUAAUGAAAAUGAUGCUGGAUUCCUUGGAGACAUAGGCAUCAUGGUGCCAGCAGAGCAUGUCCAAGCAUAUCUGCAAACUUGUACUCAUGAUGCACAUCUAAAAUAUCCUAUGGAAAGCGAACCAGACCUUGGUUCAAAAUCUUUUGCACAAGGUUGUCAGAGAAGUGAAAAACAUCAGACAACUCUAUUGACCGGCAUUUUAGUAUCUGAUCCUGCAAGUUUACCUGGAGUCUCUAUGUCACAAGCUGGUGAUGAAGUUAAAGUAGAAUCAGAAUCUUUGCAUCACAAGGGUGAAUAUCUUGAGUUUGGCAUUCCUUUUAUUGACAUUGAUGAUAAACCCUCAGAUGGAUAUGAACCAAACUAUCAUGCUUUUGUGAACAAUGGAAAGUACAAUGAUUUGGAUGAGCUGCCAAAUGCAGGCAUGGUCGGUAAACUGUGUACAGAAGCCCUUGUUUCAUCAAAAGGCAGUCCUCCUGAAGUUUCUGCAGGUUAUGCUGUUUCCAAUGUAUUAGAUAUGAUGUUUUCGCUGGUGUCAAGUUCUGAUGUGACUGUUACUGAGAGUGCAUCCAGAUUAUCCCAUGAGCCACAGUCAGAUGAACCAACUUCCAGCUACCCCAUGCAAAAUCCUGAAGAACCACCACUUCCCCCUCUUGAAUGGAGAUCUCAAAAGCUUCCGUUGAGCCCUCUAUUACCAAUUGAAAAUUCAUCUCAAUCUCUGGCUGGAACAAAAACAUUUAUGGCACUAUCGGACAGCAAACCAGCAAACUUACCUACUGCACCACCAUUGGGUUCGUCUGAAUUGCCACCAAUUAUUGUUGAUCAGAUCCAUCAGCAUGUAUCCUUAGGGGAUGCAAUUGUGCAUUCAUUAAAUGCAUCUUCAUCAAUAUCGUCAUCUUCGGAGUAUGAGAUGAGUCGGUGUGCUUGCAACACACAGGAUGGACUAAAAUUAUCUCUCGUAGAUACAUUUACACCAUCUGCAACAAUGGAAAACCAAAUCUCUCAGGAUUCCACAUCACAGGAAGAGAAGAUUCAAGUGAUGUCAGAUAAAAGAUUUCAACUUAGCCAACUGUGGUCAGGAUUAGGGUUGGUGAAACCUCAUUAUUCUGAUCUCAGUCACCUAAAUUUGGAAAAGGAGACAGUCGAGCCUCAGAAUCCUUUCUUGGUUGAAUCUGCUUUAGGAGAUGCUAACCAUCACCGUAAUUAUGGGGGCUUUGGCAGUGUAAAUAUGCACCUUCUAGAGUCAUCAGAGCUCUCAGUCUCUUCAGGUGUUGUACCUGAGCCUAACUUGGUAUAUUCUUUGGAAGGGAAUCAGUCCACCCUCUUUGGUUUUGUACCUACAACAGAAGAUGAUUGGUUUAGUAUUAAACCCUGUUCCAUACGAAACCGUCCCAGAAAUCCACUGAUAGAGGCUGUUGCUGCUCAUGACAGAAGCACGUUAAGGAAGGUACCGGAGCUGGCUAGGCCUUUGAAUGACUCAAAAGCAGAUAAAAAGGAUCCAUUGCUGGAGUCUAAUAUUUUGCAGUUGAGAAAGGUAUCAGAGAUUGUUAAGCCUUCCGAUAAGCCUAAGGCAAAUGAGAGAGAUGCAUUACUGGAGCAGAUAAGAAACAAGUCUUACAGCCUGAAGCCAGCAGUUCUUUCAAAGCCAAACAGUAAGGGUCAUCCAACGAACAUUAAAGUUGCUGCCAUCUUGGAGAAAGCAAAUGCAAUCCGCCAGGUAAUUGCGGGAAGUGAUGAAGAGGACGGUGGAGAUAGCUGGAGUGAUUGUUGAGUACCAACUGUUUCCUGUAAAUUGUUGUGCUCUCCUAGAUGAGGUAUGCUCGUUUUGUACAUCAUGUGGCUUGAUUCUGCAAGAUGUAGUUGCACGAGAGCAUGGAUAUAUUAAUGUCAGCAAGUCUACUUAAGCUUCAACGUAAUGCUGACAGGAGGCCCUUAUUCCACUCAAAUUAUACUAUCAUGUAUAUAGUAUAUACUAUUCCCUUUCUUUUGUUCUA